Messenger RNA from Ogataea parapolymorpha DL-1, 1131 nucleotides. RefSeq lists its product as uncharacterized. The coding region runs from base 1 to 1131 and encodes 376 amino acids. The transcript has a single exon. NCBI's taxonomy places the organism in Eukaryota, Fungi, Ascomycota, Pichiomycetes, Pichiales, Pichiaceae. The record is from RefSeq and is a predicted model, not a curated record. Gene Ontology annotation, molecular function: DNA-binding transcription factor activity, RNA polymerase II-specific.
AUGGGUUAUCAGUUUGAACCGCCAGUCGCUAAUAUGAAGUCCAGCCCAAGCCACUCCCCAUGUCGCUCAGACGGAAACUCGUCAGAGCCGCUCAUACUUGACAAGAAAUAUUUCGAUGACAAGCAGAGCAUCAAACCCUGGUUGCACUCCCAGCUAGUGUCCAAGGGCAUCAACAUCGUUAUCGAGCGGUCGGACGAUACCAAAAUCGUGUUCAAGUGCAAAAAUAGCCAUAGUUUUGCUCCAAGCGCACAUUCCGCAAAGGUGAAUAAACUGUCCAAGUCGCUAACAAAAGACGCCGGGAAAAGACAGAAGGGUAACUGUCCGUUCAGAAUAAGAGCCAACUACUCGCUGCGGGCGAAAAAGUGGUCUAUCGUCGUGGUCAACGACCAGCACAACCACGCCCUGUAUCCUUCGGGCUCCAGCCAAGCCGACUCGGACACGAGAUCUGGUGUCGGCUCCAGUGUUCAGAAGCCUGCUCUCACGGCUCCUUUGAUCAACAAGAGACCGACUUUUGGCCCUACCAACACGCUGCUUAUGGCCGCUCAGACGGCCAACACCCAGCUGCAGCCCAUGCCCAAGUUCCAGCUACCCCUGCCGCUUAACUUCGGACACGUGCAGCAAACACCCGUGCAGGCCGGAUCUGACUCCUUGAGCACGUCAAAGUCGUCGUCUUCGUCGUCGUCGCCCAAACUGUCCUUCGCAGAGGGCGCCAACUCGGCCGUGAAGGAUGCGAAGGCGGGCCAGAGCACGCCGCAGCAGCAACAACGGCUGAGCGUGCUGCACAUCGAGAUCAACAACCUGCUGCUCCAUCUGAACACGUCGUCGGGCCUGUCAGAUGCCAACAAGGAGGAGACCUACUUCAAGAUCAUCUCCACACUCAAAGACACUCUCAAACAGCAAGCUCCACACACGUACUCGCCAACAUCCGGGACGAACAGUCCUUCGCACACACUUUCGCACAAUACCUUAUUCAACUACACCACAAACAACGCUCCUGGCUCGUCGGAGAAGAUCAUGCUUCCGUCGAUAUCCAACACUCUUCACGGAUCGUUGCAGUCUAUCAGGACUGCGAACGGAGCAGGCGCUGUGGGGGUGAACGCGGGGGGAUCUUACAGUCAGUAUUAUCUAUGA